Messenger RNA from Misgurnus anguillicaudatus (oriental weatherfish), 1600 nucleotides. RefSeq names its product glyoxal reductase. Lineage: Eukaryota; Metazoa; Chordata; Actinopteri; Cypriniformes; Cobitidae. The record is from RefSeq and is a predicted model, not a curated record.
GUUUAUGUUUUAUAUGGAUUCACUGAAUAUUAGAGGUAUUAAGCAAUGAUAACUUUUAUAUUAGCUAAUGCCUGUGUGGUGUAUAUAAGUUAAGCAAUUGAAAUGUUUGGUUCUAUACACCAGCACAACAUAUUCAUAAAUAAGUAUAAAUACAGCUGCACACGCAGUUUAAUCUGCUCUCGAGUGUUUACGGACCGUUUCAAUAUGGCGGAAGACUGUAGCCCAUAGAAACAGCCGCUAGGCAGACAUCUACGUAUAUUUACAUCUACGGUUUAGCCAUAUGCAGAAAUACGUUCCGCCCUUGUGCUGUCUCAUGAUCAAGUCAGGUUAAGUUGUCGGGUAAUAAAACCGCAACUGUAACAGUCAGAUAAGGCUGCAGCAGCAACGUGUUCAAGGUAAAACUCAUCAGUCUAAAUUAACAUUUAAAAAAAUCUGAUCUGUGUUGUACGUACAUUGGACUUUGAUCAAGUUCCCUGGCAACUAUUUGUUUUUAAUGGUUUUAAAAACCUGUUGGGUAUCACAGAAUUUCAUUGUCCAGUUUAAGACCUCACGAUGACAGACACUCAGCCAUCUGUACUUCUCAACACCGGGACCCGGAUGCCUUUGUUGGGACUGGGCACAUUUCGUUUGCAAGGGCAAGAGGACACCUACAACGCUUUAGAUGCUGCUUUGGCAGCCGGUUACCGUGCUUUUGACACAGCUGCAGUGUACCGUAACGAAACACAUGUAGGUCAUGCCCUCCGUUGCCUGCUGCCCAAGCACGGCCUAUCACGAGAGGAUGUUUUCAUUACCAGUAAACUAGGUCCUAAAGAUCAGGGUUCUAAAGCCAGGGAUGGUUGCCUAAGAAGCCUGGAGCACUUGGGACUAGGCUACAUUGAUCUAUUUCUUAUUCAUUGGCCAGGUACACAGGGGCUGCCAGUGGGGGAUGAACAUAACCCUGCAAACCGUGCUCAAAGCUGGGCUGUUCUGGAGGAGUUUUACUCAGAAGGAAAAUUUCGGGCCAUUGGGGUCUCUAAUUACACCGUUGAACACAUGCAGGAGCUUCUGAGGAACUGUAAAGUUUCUCCAGCUGUUCUUCAGGUGGAGUUUCACCCAAAGUUAGUACAAAAUGAGCUGAGAGCUCUGUGUAAAGAAACAGGGGUGUGUUUCCAAGCCUACUCCUCUCUUGGAACAGGGCUUCUUUUGUCAGACCCUGUGGUUCAGGAUGUGGCAAAAAGGUGUGGAAGGACACCAGCGCAGGUGUUGCUGAGGUGGGCCGUACAACAGAAGAUUCCAGUGCUUCCGAAAUCGUGUCAGCCAGAACGUGUGAAGGAGAAUGGGUGUCUUUUUGACUUCGAGCUUAGUGAAAAGGACAUGGAAAGUCUUUCCGCUCUUGACUGUGGAGUGAAGUUCUGCUGGGAUCCAAAACAAGUGUCCUGACAAAGACAAUUAUGUGAUAACCACUUAAUAUACAAGAACCUCCACAAUUCUGCAUCUGUUAUUGUUAGUCACUUUACAUUAACUACAUGUCACUUGUUUAAAAUUAAAAGAUAACUACAGAGGAUAUGUGUUGACACAGGUAUUAAGUCAUUCUUAUCUUAUAAACAAUUUGUAAGAUUAC